Messenger RNA from Lactuca saligna, 690 nucleotides. Lineage: Eukaryota; Viridiplantae; Streptophyta; Magnoliopsida; Asterales; Asteraceae. The record is from the annotation of a GenBank genome assembly.
AUGACAGAUAAAAAGAUCACUUUAAUUAAAGACCUCGACAAUAUGAAUGAUGAUUACACACUAGAAAUGUUUAUCAUCCGACUAUGGAGAUCAAUUUCAGAUGUUAACCCCACUAUAGUAAAAUCAAUUGAGAUGAUAUUGAUGAAUGAGAUGUGUACUAAAAUCCGAGCAAGUGUCUAUCCAAGAGAUUUUCAAAGGUUUGAAUCGAAACUGAAAGAAGAUCAAGCUGUUUACAUCCGAUCCCCCACUAUCGCUCCUAACAGAUACACUUUUAAAAUAAGUGAUGUAAAUGACAAGUUAAACUUGCAUGGAAGAACAAUUGUGAAUGAGUGUCUACACUUCCAAUCCAAAAUAGCAUACGGAUUUUCUUUUGUUUCGUUUGAAAGAAUUAUCUCUGCAACAACUACCUCUAAUGAGUCAAUUGGACUACUUUCUGUUAACAGUCAUUUUGACCACACUCGGAUGCUCAUAGAUGUUGAUCUUCCCGAUAUUGUUACCUUCACAGAUAACUUGGUCGGUCUACGAGGACUUCAAAACCCUUCUUCUUCUUUGACUGUUGAUACCUCUCAAUCAUAUUCUGAAUAUGAUGAAUUUUUGGAGAAACACAAUGUUAAAAAAGUUGUCGAUUUGCUAGAACCAGAAGAGGUCGGGAAAUUCAUCAUUGUUGGAACUAUUUAUGGAAUUCGAUAG